AACCAGAAUUGGUAAAAGCUCUCGGAACUAUUUUUCAAAAAGCAUCCAAAAGUGAAAUUUACAAAUAUGUGAAACAACUUUCUGAUGUUGAAGAGGGUGACCCCGUUUUAAUCAUAAUCCCAAAUCCUCAAUGGGUCAAUCAACAUGGACAGAAUGCAUAUAAUACGGUUAUGGAUGCUUUUGCAACAGUUAACAUCCAUCGUGCAAAUCAACGUAGGGAUAAAAAUUCAUCUUGUAUUUUCCAUUUCCGAGACAUGGAAGAACUUUACAAUGUACGUCGAACUAUCAGAACUUCACAUCCCCAUGCAUUUUUCAUUCAACCUCCCUACAAUGCUCAUUUCCCUGAUGGUCAACUUACACCAAUUGGAGCGGCAUGGUAUCUUUUCAAAACAGGGGAAGCUAAAACUGAUUUUGCAGAGGACGAGCAAUUUUUU
Molecule: messenger RNA, 434 nt
Organism: Entrophospora candida
Lineage: Eukaryota; Fungi; Glomeromycota; Glomeromycetes; Entrophosporales; Entrophosporaceae
Source: the annotation of a GenBank genome assembly